This is a messenger RNA of Staurois parvus, 816 nucleotides long. Lineage: Eukaryota; Metazoa; Chordata; Amphibia; Anura; Ranidae. The record is from the annotation of a GenBank genome assembly.
AGGUGGGACAUGAGCCACUUCCACCAACUCUGGGAAGAAACCUCUUUGGCCGCCAGGUGUACCAGCUCCCUGGCCUCUUCGCCUAUGCAAAACACAUCAUCCGUAUUGAUGGAAAGAAAGGACUUUUCAAGGGCUUGACACCCCGUCUGUGUGCCGGCGCUGUGGGCACUGUGGUGCAUAGUAAAGUCUUGCAGUGCUACCAGAGUCAGAAUCAGGCAGAGGAGGGUGAAAAUGAACAAAAGGAAAACAGUACCUCCCUUGACCAUGUAAUAAAAGAGACCACUCAGGAGAUGGUUGCUCGUUCAGCAGCUACCCCUCAUCACUCACCCCUUCCACGUGAUCACACUACGGUGCAUGGUGCAGUUCAUUGGAAGAGAGACCAAAUAUGAUGGGGUGUUUGGAUCGGUAGUGACGAUAUACAAGGAGGAGGGCAUUAUGGGAUUUUUUGCCGGUUUAAUUCCAAGACUACUAGGAGAUAUCUUUUCUCUGUGGAUCUGUAACAUGGCAGCUUAUCUUAUCAACACGUAUGCUCUGGAAAAUGGGACAGUGAGCGAGAUUAAAAGUUACUCUCAGGCCUUAACUGGGUUCCUGGCCAGUAUGUUGACGUAUCCAUUUGUUUUAGUGUCUAAUCUCAUGGCUGUGAAUAACUGCGGGCUGGUCGGUGGCAGUCUACCGUAUGCUCCUGUGUACACCUCCUGGACAGACUGCUGGAGGCAGCUCAGCAAAGAGGGAAACACGAACCGCGGAAACAGUCUGUUCUUCCGUAAGGUGCCUGUUGGAAAGAACUACAUCUAUGAACAGAAGAGAUUUUAUUAA